AUGAAAAUGAGACAAUACAUUAUUUGGAAUAAAUUUUAUAUUAAUUUAUUUUCUUCGUUAAUUUUAAUAGCUUUACCUAUUAUUAUAAGGGCCGAUGUUUAUUGUUAUAUGGGCGGUGGCUCUUCACCUACUAAUGGAACAACCCUUGGAUUGCAUACUGUUUGUGUUGGGAAUUAUUGUUAUUUAGCUAUAAACUCUGACGGAAGUUGGCUAUCAAGUUGUCAAGCACCCUCAAAUGCCACGACUACAUUGCCUGCAAACAUUUCAACUUUUUGUUCACCAAAUACUCAACCAAUGUAUUGCCAAUGUACUGAUAAUUUUUGUAAUACUCCUAAUAAUCCGAACUUUGUUGCUUCCUUGAAUAGGUUCAGAGUUGUUAAUGACUACAAUAUUCUAAAUUAUUUUAGAACAUUUACCAAUAUUGCAAGACCUUCUGAUUCUGGAAAUUUUACUUGUUUUGAAUGUGGCACUCCGCUUAUUAGAAAUGCCGAUGGAAGUCGAAGAAUGGCAAAUUUUAAUGUUACGUGUGAUGGGAGAAAGUAUUGUACCGGAAGAUACUGUAUAACACGAAGAUCAGCAGCACCACGUUCGUAUUGUGCAACAUCCUGGGAAGGCACGAAGAGUAUAGCAUGCAAUAAACUUACUAAUCAAACUGAUGAUCAAGAAUGUGUUUGUCAGCAAGAUUUCUGUAAUUGGCCUUAUGAUCCAUUGACAACUAUAGCUACGACACCGGCUGUUGGGCCUACCACCUUACCUCCAACUACAAUGAUGCCUGUACAAACAAAUACAACAAUGUCUGUAAUUACAACAACAGCAUUGAUUGCCACAACUGCAUCGCCUAAUAACAGCUUACCACCAAGUCCUUGGCAGUGUGCAUCAGGCUGUGUUCCCAGCCAACUCACAAUGACACCUGAUAAUACCCGAUUAACGAAUAUAAGCAGUAGUGCAUUUACAGCGCCGGCUGGCUGCGCAAAACUUAUGGUUACGUGUACUUCUCCACCAAAUGCUAUUGUGGCGUUUGGAAACCAAGGAUCUUUGAUGGCUUGGGUCCCAAACUUUACACGAGUAGACGCUCUUCUAUAUUGUAUUCAAUAUAAUGGAUCAACACAAUCAUGGACUAGAUUUGGCGCAUUGCAUUAUUGGAUCUUCUAAUUCAACAACAUCAUCGCCAGUAACACAACCAGCAACAGUACCAACUACAAUUCAGCCUCCUACAACUCAGCCUCUUCCACCUUCAACAACUCAGCCUCCCCCACCUCCGACAACUCAACCUCCGACAACACAGCCUCCUCCACCUCCAACAACUCAACCGCCGACAACACAGCCUCCCCCACCUCCAACAACUCAGCCUCCUACAACAACACAGCCUCCAACAACUACAAGAAACGCAACACUCCCACCAACAACUCCUCCGCCUCCCCCACCACCGACAACACAGCCUCCUCCACCACCAACAACUCAGCCUCCAACAACACAGCCUCCUCCACCUCCUACAACUCAGCCUCCUACAACAACACAGCCUCCAACAACUACAAGAAACGCAACACUACCACCAACAACUCCUCCGCCUCCCCCACCACCGACAACACAGCCUCCUCCACCACCAACAACUCAGCCUCCAACAACACAGCCUCCUCCACCUCCUACAACUCAGCCUCCUACAACAACACAGCCUCCAACAACUACAAGAAACGCAACACUCCCACCAACUCCUCCGCCUCCCCCACCACCGACAACACAGCCUCCUCCACCACCAACAACUCAGCCUCCAACAACACAGCCUCCUCCACCUCCUACAACUCAGCCUCCUACAACAACACAGCCUCCAACAACUACAAGAAACGCAACACUCCCACCAACUCCUCCGCCUCCCCCACCACCGACAACACAGCCUCCUCCACCACCAACAACUCAGCCUCCAACAACACAGCCUCCUCCACCUCCUACAACUCAACCUCCUACAACACCGCCUCCGCCACCUCCGACAACUCAACCUUCG
This is a messenger RNA of Meloidogyne enterolobii, 1999 nucleotides long. NCBI's taxonomy places the organism in Eukaryota, Metazoa, Nematoda, Chromadorea, Rhabditida, Meloidogynidae. The record is from the annotation of a GenBank genome assembly.